Molecule: messenger RNA, 1781 nt
Organism: Cryptomeria japonica (Japanese cedar)
Lineage: Eukaryota; Viridiplantae; Streptophyta; Pinopsida; Cupressales; Cupressaceae
Product: xanthotoxin 5-hydroxylase CYP82C2
Exons: 2
Coding region: 105-1631 (508 amino acids)
Molecular function (GO): monooxygenase activity; iron ion binding; oxidoreductase activity, acting on paired donors, with incorporation or reduction of molecular oxygen
Source: RefSeq, a predicted model, not a curated record
GACCUAUAUGAUUAGGUUACAAGCAGAGUAGUGGGCGUCUUUUUCUAUGACAACAAUUGUCUUAACCAAUAUGAUUAGGUUAGAAGCAGACUAGUCUGUCAAUAAUGGCGUUUGAAGAAGUUUCCAGUUUUGGUCUUGCUGUAGUAGUGGCUGCCCUUUUGCUAACUGCAAAUUUUCUGAGACGUAGAAUUAAUAAGACACCGCCGGAGCCUCCAUCAUGGCCAAUAUUUGGGCAUCUUCUUCUGCUAAGUAGAAGCAAACAACCCAUUCACAGACUUCUAUCCUCUCUUUCAGAGUGCUAUGGCCCCAUCAUGCAGCUGCAACUUGGCUUUCGCCCAGUUUUGGUCAUCAAUUCUUCAGAUCUCGCAAAAGAAUGUCUUACAACAAAUGACAAAGCCUUUGCUUCGCGCCCACUUACGUCUGUAGGAAAGCAUAUUGGGUAUGACUUCAAAAUGUUGGGUUUGGCUCCUUACGGCUCCUACUGGCGAAACGCCAGAAAACUUUGCACGCUUCAACUCUUUACUCCACACAGAAUCGAAUCUUUCAGGCACAUCCGGGAAGGGGAGAUUUCUGCUCUCAUCCGUUCACUGUUCGAGAGUUGGGAGCGAGAGAUCAGUCCAGUGAACAUGAAAUCAAGGCUUUCUGAUCUCACAUCUAAUAUCAUGAUGUUGAUCGUUGCCAGCAAGAGAUUCUCACCAGAUCUCAGUCGUGAAGAUUUCCAAGAAGUGCAAUACUUCAAGGAGAUAAUGGAAGAAACUGUUUUGUUAAUGGGAACAUUUGAUAUCGCUCAUUACCUGCCGUUUCUUAAGUGGGUCGAUCCGCAGGCAAUAGUUUUGGCUAUGAAAAAUCUACAGAAGAAAAGAGAGGUGUUUAUGAAGAAAUUGCUCCAGGAUCACCGCGAAAAGAGAGGGAUGCAUGCUCGAGACUUAAUUGAUGUUCUUAUAUCUGCAACAGAAAACAAUGAAUUUCAGUCUGACCAUAAGGACGAUACGGUGAAAGCCACCGCCUUAGCCAUGUUAAUCGCAGGUGCUGAAACAUCCGCUGUUACGAUUGAGUGGGCACUGUCAGCUUUGAUAAAGCACCCAGACGUUUUGUGUAAAGCCCAGCAAGAGCUGGACAUGCAAGUCGGACGAGACCGAUUGAUAAAGGAAUCAGAUGUGAAUAGGCUGAAAUAUUUGCAGGCCAUUGUGAAAGAAACUCUCAGGCUUUAUCCAACGGCGCCUCUUCUACUCCCUCAUGAAUCUAUCGAGGCCUGCAAGGUUGGAGGAUAUCAUUUUCCCGCAGGAACACAACUGUUAGUCAAUGUGUGGGCAAUUCAACGGGACGCGUCAGUGUGGGAGCGCCCCACAGAAUUUGAUCCAGAACGUUUUGUCAACAGCGGGAAAGAGAUUGAUGUGAAAGGGCAAGACUUUAAGUUGAUUCCGUUUGGUUCAGGGAGGAGAGUGUGCCCGGGCAUUUCUUUGGCGUUGAUUGUGGUCACAUAUACAUUGGGGCGGCUGCUUCAGAGCUUCGAGUGGUUUGCUCCAGAGGGCACUGUAAUUGACAUGGCGGAGGGGCUUGGAAUCACGAUGCCCAAAUCAAUUCCACUGGAGGUCGUUAUUAAACCUCGCCUUCCCCUCCAUUUCUAUUGAUAUUUUGUUAUGAGUAUAUGUGUCAGCUUUCAUUGAUUUUAAAAGUAUUACAUAUAUCAAACAAAAAUUAGAGGGAUAUAAGGUCACCUCUAAUUACAUUAGGGAUAUAGGGUCACCUAUAAUUAUAUUUCAGCUUAACGUUUAAUCUUA